Aethalodelphis obliquidens (Pacific white-sided dolphin) is the source of this 3089-nucleotide messenger RNA. It is a transcript of the gene NCBP1, whose product is annotated as nuclear cap binding protein subunit 1. The record is from RefSeq and is a predicted model, not a curated record. Gene Ontology annotation, cellular component: nuclear cap binding complex; nucleus. The coding region runs from base 289 to 2661 and encodes 790 amino acids. The transcript has 23 exons. NCBI's taxonomy places the organism in Eukaryota, Metazoa, Chordata, Mammalia, Artiodactyla, Delphinidae. Gene Ontology annotation, molecular function: protein binding; RNA cap binding; mRNA binding. Gene Ontology annotation, biological process: mRNA export from nucleus; nuclear-transcribed mRNA catabolic process, nonsense-mediated decay; regulation of mRNA processing.
GGCGAAGGAAGCAGGCGAGAGGCGGAGGUAGCCCGAGAGGGCGGUUGCGUGCGGAGCAGACGCCCGCGGCCUGGUGAGCUUCCAGACGCCGGCCCUCCCGGAUCCAAGCCCGCAGAGCCACCAGGCCACCUCUCCCUCUUGUGCUUCCGGGAGCCGUCGCGAGCGAGUGCGCCUGCGCGACGGCCACUCCGCGCGCCUCACCGCUGUCCUCGCGCCGGCCGGCUGCCCGAAGGUUCCUGCCGAGCUUCCCGCCCGGCGUUUCGGCUCGGCGGCGCACCGGCGUGCGGCAUGUCACGGCGACGGCACAGCGACGAGAACGAUGGGGGACAGCCUCACAAAAGAAGAAAGACCUCUGAUGCAAAUGAAACUGAAGAUCAUUUGGAAUCUUUAAUAUGCAAAGUAGGAGAAAAGAGUGCCUGCUCUUUGGAGAGCAACCUAGAAGGCUUGGCUGGCGUUUUGGAAGCUGAUCUUCCUAACUAUAAGAGCAAGAUCUUAAGGCUUCUUUGUACAGUUGCACGUCUGUUACCUGAGAAGUUGACAAUUUAUACAACAUUAGUUGGACUACUAAAUGCCAGGAAUUACAACUUCGGUGGAGAAUUUGUAGAAGCCAUGAUUCGUCAACUUAAAGAAUCGUUGAAAGCAAACAAUUAUAAUGAAGCUGUAUAUUUGGUCCGUUUUUUAUCUGAUCUUGUGAAUUGUCACGUCAUUGCUGCCCCAUCAAUGGUUGCUAUGUUUGAAAAUUUUGUAAGUGUAACUCAGGAAGAAGAUGUGCCUCAGGUGCGCCGGGAUUGGUACGUGUAUGCAUUUCUAUCAUCUUUGCCCUGGGUUGGAAAGGAGUUGUACGAAAAGAAAGAUGCAGAGAUGGACCGAAUCUUUGCCAACACUGAAAGCUAUCUUAAAAGACGCCAGAAGACUCAUGUGCCCAUGUUACAAGUAUGGACUGCAGAGAAACCGCAUCCACAAGAAGAGUAUUUAGAUUGCCUCUGGGCCCAGAUUCAGAAAUUGAAAAAGGAUCGCUGGCAGGAGCGGCACAUCCUAAGACCUUAUCUUGCCUUUGACAGCAUCCUGUGUGAAGCACUGCAGCACAACCUGCCUCCUUUCACACCACCUCCUCACACUGAAGAUUCGGUGUACCCGAUGCCAAGGGUCAUCUUCAGAAUGUUUGAUUACACGGAUGAUCCUGAGGGUCCUGUAAUGCCAGGGAGUCAUUCAGUGGAAAGAUUUGUGAUAGAAGAGAAUCUUCACUGCAUCGUUAAGUCCCACUGGAAGGAAAGGAAGACUUGUGCUGCACAGCUAGUGAGUUAUCCUGGGAAGAACAAGAUCCCCUUGAACUACCACAUAGUUGAGGUGAUCUUUGCAGAGCUGUUUCAACUUCCAGCACCCCCUCACAUUGAUGUGAUGUACACAACACUUCUCAUUGAACUGUGUAAACUUCAGCCUGGCUCUCUACCCCAAGUUCUUGCACAGGCAACUGAAAUGUUAUACAUGCGUUUGGACACGAUGAAUACUACAUGCGUAGACAGGUUUAUUAAUUGGUUUUCCCAUCAUCUAAGUAACUUCCAGUUCCGUUGGAGCUGGGAAGAUUGGUCAGAUUGUCUUACUCAAGAUCCAGAAAGUCCCAAACCAAAGUUUGUAAGAGAAGUUCUAGAAAAAUGUAUGAGGUUGUCUUACCAUCAGCGUAUAUUAGAUAUUGUCCCUCCUACCUUCUCAGCUCUAUGUCCUGCAAACCCAACCUGCAUUUACAAGUAUGGAGAUGAAAGUAGCAACUCUCUUCCUGGACAUUCGGUUGCCCUCUGUUUAGCUGUUGCCUUUAAAAGUAAAGCAACCAAUGAUGAAAUCUUCAGCAUUCUGAAAGACGUACCAAAUCCUAACCAGGAUGACGAUGAUGAUGAAGGAUUCAGCUUUAACCCAUUGAAAAUAGAGGUCUUUGUACAGACUCUGCUACACUUAGCAGCCAAGUCAUUCAGCCACUCCUUCAGUGCUCUUGCAAAGUUUCAUGAAGUCUUCAAAACCCUAGCUGAAAGUGAUGAAGGAAAAUUACAUGUUCUAAGAGUCAUGUUUGAGGUCUGGCGGAACCAUCCACAGAUGAUUGCUGUACUAGUAGAUAAGAUGAUUCGUACACAGAUUGUUGACUGUGCUGCAGUAGCAAAUUGGAUCUUCUCUUCAGAACUAUCUCGUGACUUUACUAGAUUGUUUGUUUGGGAAAUCUUGCACUCCACAAUUCGUAAGAUGAACAAACACGUUCUUAAGAUCCAAAAGGAGCUAGAAGAGGCUAAAGAAAAACUCGCAAGGCAACAUAAACGGCGAAGUGAUGAUGAUGACAGAAGCAGUGACAGGAAAGAUGGGGCUCUUGAGGAACAAAUAGAAAGACUGCAGGAGAAAGUGGAAUCUGCUCAGAGUGAACAAAAGAAUCUCUUCCUUGUCAUAUUUCAGCGUUUUAUCAUGAUCUUGACUGAGCACUUGGUACGAUGUGAAACUGACGGGACCAGUGUAUUAACACCGUGGUAUAAGAACUGUAUAGAGAGGCUCCAGCAGAUCUUCCUACAGCAUCACCAAAUAAUCCAGCAGUACAUGGUGACCCUGGAGAACCUGCUCUUCACUGCUGAAUUAGACCCUCAUAUCCUGGCUGUGUUCCAGCAGUUCUGUGCCCUGCAGGCCUAAGGGUCAUUUUUUUUCCCCCUCCUGUCAAGAUUUUUUUAAGAUCUCAAAAUAAUGUCUUAUUUUUGAUGGUUUGAAUGCUUGCUUUCUUGUAGCAUCCUUUCUUGAAGCAGAGGGGGAAGACAGGACAGUGAAGAAUAUGGUAUUGAUUACCUUUAACUGCCCCCUAAAAAGCAGAUAUUCCCUAAUGACAAUAAUGUGACAGUGGCCAUAGGAUGGAUGUAUUAUAUAUGUGACAGAUACAACUUUUCUCUGAUAUUUUUUCUCCUUAAGGCACAAAAGAUAACUGAUGUGAGGUAUGUGCAACACUAGAGGUCAAGCUUACAAAGUAGUAUAUAGAACUGAUGGGUUUAUUAUCAAGUAGCAUAGCUUUUCACAGCUCAUGGGUAACCUAACAUGGCUGAAAUAAAACUGAAAAUAUGUUUUUUAAA